AUGGCAUUUGAAGAGAGCUUGAUGAUGAUGUCAUCUUCUCUCCCUGUCGUCGAAGACGACGUCGGAUUCCACCACAUCAGGACCUCUCUGUCUCGACUCUCUGUCUGCACAAACUCCGAAGCCACCAAGAACCAAACUGAGUCAGGUCUUGUCGAGAGCCUCGACGGAGGAGAAGCCGACGGAGAAGUCUCCGAGGACGGCGACGGAGGAGGAAAAGAGAACGUCCGCGAGUCUGACUCCGACAAAGAGUUUUACACCCUUCCGGCGACUCCACCUCGCCGGAGAAGAAAGCUUCCGGUCACCGGAGAUAAAGACGUUAACGAGAGUAACAGAGACGGCGUUAGCUCACGGAGGCAGAGGAGGGUACUUAGGGAAAAGAAGAAGAAAGGCCAUCACGGAUUUAACGGCGUUGACGGAGAGAGUGACGGCGGUUUAGGGUUAACGGUUUUAACGAGAGCUAAAGGAGGAGAGAAGUCGUUGAGGUUGGGGUUAGAAGAGGUGAAAGCUUGUAGAGAUCUCGGGUUCGAGUUAGAGGUUCCGGGUCGGAUCUCUGUGUCAGCCGGGUCGAAUUUCGAUACUCAGACUAGUAGUGGAAGCAACUCUCCGAUCGCCACGUGGCGGAUCUCGAGUCCUGGUGAUGAUCCGAAGGAGGUUAAGGCGAGACUCAAGGUGUGGGCACAAGCUGUAGCGUUAGCUUCUUCGUCACGUCAAGCUUAGUUUUUAGGUUUUUUACUUUUGUUCCUGUUGCUUCUUCUUCAAGUAAUAACUUAAUUUUUAGGGUUUUUUAUGUUUUUAAUGGUUUUAAUGAAAUUUUAGUUCGUUUUCUGAGUAUUGUAAAAUACGACAAACAGUAGCAACGUGUAACUUUAGCGUGCGCUUCAACAAAGGUGAAAAGAUAAAGGAAUGUACAAUUGGGAUUACAAAACACAAAGGGACCUCACAGAACAGAACAAAGGUUAAGACUAUUGACAUGAAAAGCAGAGCUCAUGAUCAGUUUUUGAGAUUCGGACGUUUUGUAAUAGAGUCCAAUGAAUAAAGGAAUGUGU
Molecule: messenger RNA, 1046 nt
Organism: Eruca vesicaria subsp. sativa (arugula)
Lineage: Eukaryota; Viridiplantae; Streptophyta; Magnoliopsida; Brassicales; Brassicaceae
Source: the annotation of a GenBank genome assembly